UCCUGUUUCCUUCUGUCAAAAAGUUUGAAGCUGUGAAGCUGUGAAUUAUUGUGAAGUUUACUUCGAAAAUACUGGAAAAGUCCAAAUCGUAAUGAUAAUAAAAUAAAGACAAAAGUUAUAGUUAUCCAGUGAAUAAUUGUUGUAGUUAUCCAGUGCGCUUUGGUGUAGCCUUUUUGUGUGGACGAAUAAUUACGACGUGGGUAUAUUUUCUUAAAGAUUCCAUGCUUCAUCACACAGGAUGGCAAGUUCGGCACAGCCUAGUUCGUCAACGUGUCGCGAGUAGCGCCACCAGAACGCGACGCCAUAGCGGCCGCGAAUCAUGACGAGAUUCGGACAUACCAGGCCGCACGCGAACGGGACACCUGCGUACGAGCUGACCCUGGGCGCGGGCGUCGCGGACGAGAGCGCUGCGGGAUGCGCGGAGAGCGCCGGCGGGACCGCGCACCCGCCGCUCCCGGACCACCCGGACCAGCCGCCGCACGACCCGCGCAAACGGAGGAACUCGCACAACAUGCGUGGCGCAUGUUCGGAGGCGGAUAGCGAGGGCUGCUACCCCACGGAGCACCCGGAGCACCCUUACGCCUGCCAACAGCAACCCUCCCAGGGUGUGCGAAAACGGAACAACUUACAGUGCUCGGCCUCGGACAGUUACGACUUAGCAACCUGCGAUGUCCUCUCCGUUUCUUCAUGCUCCACCGCCACCGCUGCCAGGAAAAGAAAAACUUCACCCUAUUGCGCGAGCAGUACAUACGACGAUGAUGGCAAUGAGGAUACACGAUCCAUCCGCAGCGUGUCUGAUAAAAAACAAAACCACAGCGAGAUUGAGAAGCGAAGACGCGAUAAGAUGAACACCUACAUAUCGGAGCUGAGCUCUAUGGUGCCAAUGUGCGGCGCCAUGGCUCGUAAGCUCGACAAGCUCACAGUAUUGCGCAUGGCCGUGCAGCAUCUACGCUCGGUCCGCGGCGCACUCUCCGCCGGACCGCUGACCGCGAGACCGCGCCCCGCGUUCUUGUCUGAACGCGAGCUGAACGCGCUGGUGCUGCAAGCUGCCAAAGACUGCUUCCUGAUGGUGGUCGGCUGCGACCGGGGCAGGCUCCUCUACGUGUCCGCUUCGGUGACGAGGCUGCUGCACUAUGAUCAGUCGGAGUUACUAGGGCAGAGUUUAUUCGACAUCCUGCACCCUAAGGAUGUGGCCAAGGUGAAAGAACAGCUGUCCUCGUCCGACCUUAGCCCUCGAGAGCGACUCAUUGAUGCUAAGACAAUGCUACCAGUAAAAACCGACGUAAUAGCCGGAACAUCCCGGCUCUGUCCCGGAGCGCGGCGCUCCUUCUUCUGCCGUAUCAAGUGCCGAGCGAGCGCCGAGCCAGCCUCGUCUAGUACGGUCACCUCUUCUACCCCCAGCCAAGUCAAGGAGGAAGCGGAGCCUAACGCCAAGCCGAGGAAAAAGCAAGCCGAGAAGAAGUACUGCGUAGUACAAUGCACAGGGUACCUGAAGUCAUGGGCGCCAGCAGAGAUGUGUGACACGGGGAAUAGCUCAGACAGCAUUCCGGAUGACGGAGAGACGUGCAACUUAUCCUGCCUCGUGGCCGUGGGGCGCGCGCUCAGCGACCUGGCGCCGCAGAGCACGCCCGCGCCGCACGCGCGCUUCCUGCAGUACAUAUCCCGCCACGCUACGGACGGCAAGUUCCUGUUUGUGGACCAGAGGGUGACUCUAGCCCUGGGUUUCCUCCCCCAAGAGCUGCUGGGCACAAGUCUGUACGAGCACGUGAGCGCACUGGAGCUGGGCGCAGUGGCGCGCACGCACAAGGCGGCGCUUCUGCGCAAGGACGCGCUGCGCACGCCGCCCUACUGCUUCAAGCGGAAAGAUGGUACCUACGCGCGGAUACAGACACAUUUCAAGCCAUUCAAGAAUCCGUGGACGAAGGACGUGGAAUGCCUCGUUGCUAACAACACCGUGGUCACGCACGAGUGGGCGGAGCCUGCGUUGGACGACUGCCAGCACUACGACAUGUACAACCAAAGCGAGCCGUUCUGCGAUGACCUUGAUAGUCGGCUUUCAGAGGCCGAUGUGGAGAUGCAACGCCUGAUCGACUCUCAGAUCGAGUCGCACAAGAUCGGUUCCACUAUCGCAGAGGAAGCCUUGAGGAGAUCGUCCACGGAAUUCUCGCCCGAGCUCCCGGCAGAUUUGCUCCAGGAUGCUGUGUUCAACCAACAGCCAUCCCUAGUUGACAACCUUCUCGGUGGAGACACAGUCAACUAUGACAGCCAAGUCCGCAACAACGUGCCACUCAGCGCAGCGGGCGCCGAGGGGUCCCCUCCUCCAGAGAUCAACAACCUCCCAUCAGCGAGCCCGCCGCCAACCUCACCCCCGCUCCCUUCCCUUGGCCUCGAUGGCAACGGGGAAGCGGCUAUGGCAGUUAUCAUGAGCCUCUUAGAAGCCGACGCCGGUUUAGGAGGACCAGUCAGUUUCUCGGGAUUACCGUGGCCCCUACCCUGAGCUCUGUGUUAUACAUAUACAAAUAUUUGAAUUACAUUUAAGUGAAGUUGUAAACACACUCAGUUUGGCUUCAGGAUUAGAAAUGCUACUUAAAACUUAAAGUCACCAUAAAUAUUUAAUGGAUUUUAUUGUUACAAUAGUGAGUGAUUUCCAUUUUAAUUGUGGAAUGUACCGGCUAUACUCACGUAUUAAUUAGGCUCUGUAAGCCCAAGGAGUUUCGAACCCAUCCCGGGUCCUGUUUCAUAGGGACCCAGCUCGCUGCGAAACUACUUGGGCUUACAUCGACUAAAUACGUGAGUAAAGCCGGUACAUUGUAUAUUUAAUUGAUGUUAGUUAUAAGUCUGCAGCCCAGCUGGGAGUGGGUGCGUCCAGCGGGCGCGUUGCCAUACCCUCCGACCCGCUCCGAUGCGUCCGCGCGUCUUCCUUCCAAUUUCUUGUAAAUAAUGAGGGUUUGUUCUCCACGCUGGCCGGCCCCGUAGGAUGCACCCGCUCCCACCUGGGCCGCGGACUAAGUCAUUUUAAAUGAUCAGUUUGGCUAGCCCGUUUCCUUCAUAGAUUGUAUUCAGUCUUAUCAUCAUUUAAGGUGCAUUUCCAAUGAAGCAGAGCUGUCCAGGGGCAUGUGUUUUCAACUAAUCAGAUUUUAGAGUAACGUGAUAAAUCAAAUUGCCAUAGUUUACAUAUAGUAGACACAUGGUGUUGCAAUCUGUAAUGUCACAAAAGACGUAAGCUAGCCGAGCAGUAUUUGGGCCGGCUUACAACUAACCAAUACACGACAGGUCGAGAUGGCAAUCGGGGAAGAGACCCCGCACAGCCGCACGUCACCCGUACUCCCGCAGCGACGAAGGCUGUGUGUGAUUGCCAUCUCGACCUUUCGCCUACUAUACAUGAAAAUUGUGCUGGUAACUAAUUUUAAUUUGGGCACCAUUACUUCAUACUUUGUGCCGCCUUCAUAAUUUGUAAUUUUUGUCCGACUGCGGCGAAGCCCAAAAGAGGGUUGCGUGUUUGACCUGUAAGUAUGUAUGUCCGCCCGUAAUUAAUCAUCGGCUCAACCGAUUUUGAUAAAUGAUACGUUAUUAGAUUCGUAUCUAUGACGCGAGAGUCUCUGAGUCAAUAAAAUUCUUAAAGAAUCAAAAUGGCGGAUUUUAUGUGCUUUAAUGUGCGGGCUG
Maniola jurtina (meadow brown) is the source of this 3663-nucleotide messenger RNA. RefSeq names its product protein cycle (gene cyc). Gene Ontology annotation, biological process: regulation of transcription by RNA polymerase II. Lineage: Eukaryota; Metazoa; Arthropoda; Insecta; Lepidoptera; Nymphalidae. Gene Ontology annotation, cellular component: aryl hydrocarbon receptor complex; transcription regulator complex; cytoplasm. Gene Ontology annotation, molecular function: RNA polymerase II cis-regulatory region sequence-specific DNA binding; protein dimerization activity; DNA-binding transcription factor activity, RNA polymerase II-specific. The transcript has 15 exons. The record is from RefSeq and is a predicted model, not a curated record. The coding region runs from base 320 to 2497 and encodes 725 amino acids.